This is a messenger RNA of Ictalurus punctatus (channel catfish), 6763 nucleotides long. RefSeq names its product coiled-coil serine-rich protein 2b (gene ccser2b). Gene Ontology annotation, biological process: microtubule bundle formation. The transcript is spliced from 10 exons. Gene Ontology annotation, molecular function: microtubule binding. NCBI's taxonomy places the organism in Eukaryota, Metazoa, Chordata, Actinopteri, Siluriformes, Ictaluridae. The record is from RefSeq and is a predicted model, not a curated record. Gene Ontology annotation, cellular component: microtubule cytoskeleton. Bases 511 to 3327 code for a protein of 938 amino acids.
AAUGUAAGACAGUAAUUUCCCUUCGAAACCAUUUUCUUCGUGUGUAUUACCCAACUCUUUUUUUUAUUUGGUAUGCAAAUGAUAAUGACGAUGCAACGAAUAUGCAAAUGAGUUCUCUACUUUCCCCUGAAGUGUGUGUGCUGCAGCUCUGCUCCUGUUUCAGCGUGUGUUACUCAGAGCGGUGUUAGGGGGCGCUGUGGAAGAGGCGCUGUCCAGAAGGAGAGUGACGUCAGCAUCAGCUGUGCUCUGAUUCAGAGAAAAUCACUCCUCAGUCACACGGCUGCAGCGCCAACGUACACACGCGCUAUAGAAGAGAAUAUGCUUAUUUACAGUGUUUCUGUAAUAUAAUAAAGUCCCGCUAACGCUCAUACAGCAGCUGGAGUCCGGCUUUGUGCAGGAAGUUUCAUCGUAUCUGUGUUUAUUUUCCGCCGAGUCACCGUGUGGAGCGCGUUCACAUUCAGCUCUGAAGCUUGGACCCUGUGCUCACACCCAUGGUGGGGAAGGCAGUCAAUGGAGGACACCGCCCUCAAGCAGCCCACUAUGGUUUCCAGACUACCAAAAUUUGGCUCUCGUGCUACACCUGCUGCUGGACCCUUAACCAAUGGCUCGACCCAUAAUGUUUCCUCUGGAUGGGCUAAAGGAGUAUCUGUAGGAAAGCAGAACGGCAUAAUUAAGGUCCCUGCCCCCUUCCCUAUGAAGGGGAGGAAGGGGAGGGAGGAUUGUGGAGAGAAUGUUCCAGAUUCUGGAGAAGAGGCUCAAGUAGUUCUCCGUUCUCAGCAGCAGCCACGCUCUGCUGUGACUGUCAGGCAAAUUAGAAAGCCCUCAGCUGCCCCAGUGGGUAAAACCCAACGUUCCAUCCCCGCUGUACCCGGUACCAUUGCUAGGACUAUUAAUCAGCCCAUAAAAACAAACCCACGCACUACUGCCCCCAAACAGCCCUCACCCAUUCAGCCAUUAUACAGCAAGGUUGGGGGGAAUGUAGUCGCUGCUAGUCAUGGCUCUUCCUCAUCUCCCCAGGGAAGUCUUCAGAGCAGCCUUUCACACUCCAGUGACAGUCUCAAGUCCCUCUCUGUUGAGAACGUCGUGCGCUCUCAAAGCUUCUCCUAUUUAAAGAGGCCUGUAGCUGCCACUAACCCACCUCUGACACGUUCUUUCUCAUUUAACCGGGCAACAGAGCUAGUGAAAGAGCUGCCCAGGCCACUGGCACAGUCUCCGGUAGCCAGGUCUCCUGUCACUCAGGCCUCCAUGGUGUUAGAUCGUGUAGCAAAGCCUACAAUAGCAACUUGUACUAUCUCCUCCAUACCACAAUCAACUUUGAAGAAAUCUCUUCUGCCUAAUUGCACUGACGGCAAGUCAUCAUCACUUAGCUAUAAGCUAACGCGGCCAUCGCUCAUCAAGCAACCCCGCCCAGUUUUGCCGGUUAAAGUCCAAGGGAAGAUGGAAUUUACAGAGAGGGAUGGAGAUUAUCGAGAAAAAGCUACACCCAUUUCUGAACCAUCCAGCAACACACACAGUGCUGGAACUACUCCCGAGGAACCCUUUUCCGCCAAGGUGGUAAAUGACAGCCGAGGUCAAUCUCUGGAGGUCUUGGAGGACAUGUCUUUAUCAUCCACAUCUUCUCUGGAACGCAAUGAUGUGAGUGAAGAAUACAUGGACGACUUUGAUGACUUGGGUAACGGAGGCGGAAUUCUGCUCAUGUCUGUUCACGAGGGAAAAAAUGACCGCAUAGGGCUCUGUGGUGGUCACCGUCAGGAGGGUCUGCACAGCUUCAUGUCUGAGACCGUAGACUGGGCUGAGAUGGGCCUCACAGGUAGAAGCGAGGUGGCUGAUGCCUCACGUCGCUGUGGGACCCGAGCACUGUCUGCAGAGAGAGAUUUACCGCAUGGCUCCUCCCUGGAGCUCUCCCCUUCUGACAGCUCUGGCGGAACAUACAUGUGGGACGAGGAGGUUCUGGAGCCGAUUGGACGGGCCACACAACUCUGUGGAAGCUUUGACUCCAACCUUAACAGCAUGGACAUUCUCAAUAACUUGGACAACUUGGACUCUUGUGACCUGGAGGACGAUGACCUCAUGCUGGACGUGGACCUGCCCGAAGACGUCUCCCUCCACAGCGACGUUGAUGUAGCAGCUCAUUAUGAUCAUGCCGAGAGUAAUUACUGGCCAUGGAGAAAGUGCAGAGGGAAAGUGGAGCAGCUACACUACGAGGAAAGAGACGGAGUUCUGCAGACGUUUGAUAACGGUCCACCACUGGGUUCCAGCAGGAGAGGGUCUGGAUCGUCUCUGGAUGAGUUGAUGCUGAAGCACAUGGCUCAGGACUGUUCAUCUGUCAAAGAACAGCUGUUUCAUCUGAAGACACUGCUCCAGCUGGAAGAGGAUGGAUCAGUUGAUGAAGCUGAGCAGUUAGAGUCCAGUCCAUCUUCUGAAGAACCGAGCUAUCAACAAGUGGACGAGCUGUUGAAGGAGGUGCAGAAGCUAAGAGAAGAGCUCAGAGGGAGAGACGUACUGAUUUCUAAACUCACUCAGCAGCUGGCGGCUCCUGCAGAGGUGACACGGUGCCUCUGCCAGCAGGGGGAGCUGCAGAGAUUGGAGCAGCAGGACAAGAGCACUCAGACUGCAUGGAGAUCACAGAACCCUCAGAUACUACAGCCUUCCCAGCCCUCAGCCAGCAACCACAACAAGUUGGCAAGACCAUCACACCCAGCCCUCUCAGAGGCCCUCAGUGACCGUGUGGAUUCCCAGCCUGGUGACGGUCCAGUGAAGCCCCAGUCCUGCACUGUAGUUUUACCCGUUUCUGCCACCAGUAAUGCCAUGCUUCCUUCCUCUGUGCCCACGACUGCUCCUGCUGUUAGUGCCGCUGCUGCCUCUUUAUCCUCCAGCACUCUGAACUCAGAUAAUCUCCUCCUCCUCCUAAACACCCAUCUCCGGAUAGACGAGUCAGACAGCCCCAGGGCUCAUGUUGGUAACUACGUCCAGCUGAGGAGGACGAAUCAACAGCUCGGUGACCCUCACACAUUCAGCAGAGAUAGGAAAGCUCCUGUUCUCAUGAAACCCCGAGGAGGCGAGCAGGUCGGCUUAGGACGAGGAGUGCGUAGUGCAUUUGGUGCUCACCGAGGUCUCAGCGGUCCAUCCAGGACCAGACAUCUGCCCCCUCCAUCCCGCGGCCUGCCCUGCAUCAGCUCAGCAUCACAGUCCAAUCUAAUUCCAUCAACACACAGCUCAGGCAUCAGAAAGAUCUCAGCUCCUAGAAACGAGGAGACCGGCUCGGUCCGGGUUCAAGAUCCGUCUAACGCCUGUAACUCUCGCCUCCCUAAACCAAAGAGCCACUAACCCCUUCCCUCUGCUCCGCUUUUCCUCUUUCUUCCUCUCCUCCUCUACAGCACUGCUCAAGGCAUCACUCCACGCUCCACUCCUCGGCCAGGUUACCAGCUCUGAAUCGCUGCUGAUCUCUGAGCUCAUAUUUAUUUUAUCAAACAGUACCCGAUGUGUUUGGUCUGCCCAGGCUCUAUACUUACAACACGCAGUUAAAAUAACUCGAACUUAGGGAGAUUACAAUUCUGAAUCCCGACGAUGUGGCCAGGAGUCUCGAGAGUGUAAUUGGCUGUGCUGUCUGAGUGGGAGGGGCUUUACUCUAUCACCUGUCGAUCAUAACGGCACUGUCAAAUCGAGAGCUCAUGUAGGGCAGAUAGCACUUUCCUCCAAGUGAUGAAGCGUGAGUAGCAAAAAGAGAAACCUCCUCAGUUCCCACUGUCUGUACCAGGAGAAAGCUAAACACACUCAAGUCUUGGGUAAAAUCCCAUUUAUUCAGCGCAUUAUAUUCUGAAAGGCUAUUGACAAUCCCUUUAUUGCCUUUAGAUCUUCACAAUGCUAAUAAAUAAAUCUGACUAAUGUAGAAAAGAAACCACAGUAAUGACAAUCGAAAAGAGCUUGAUAUUAUUCUGUAUUAUUAAACAUUAAAAACUCAGCAUCAUCGUACACUUGAUAAUCCAACGGGUGGUAGUUUGACGGUCAGCUUGUUUUUAUUAUUAUUAUUAUGAAUGUAAUAGAUACGUGCUGUGUGUGAAGGUCAGCUGUGUGUAAAUGUCAGAGCUGUGUGAGUUGCCCUUUAAAACGAGUGGCAUACGUCUUCUACUGUUUCCAUCACAUCAGACUGUUCCUCUGUCUGGUGUAGGAGCGCAAGACGGCGUGAUCCAUUACUGUAAUAAGUGACUGAUACAUCAGCGCACUGCUGCUCUUGUCCUCCUACAGAAACGUUCACACUCUCUCGGUUCUGAGUGAGUGUGUUCACUCUCUGUCCCUUCACCGCACAUGAUCUACCCCAACAUGUCCACUUUCUUCAUCAAAACACAGGAAUCCUCCCCCUGAGCUGCAGUAGAGUUUAUACAGACUGGAGAGAGAGGAGAAAGAGCUUGAGAGUAGAGCUGAAGAGAGGAGGAGAUGCAGUAACGCUUGGUGGACCCAGUGUUCCAGCCGUUUUCUGUUCUACGAUAAGAUCCUCACUGAGUGAGUGAAAGGAAGAGAGAAAGAGAGGGUGUUGCAUUGAUGGAGGUAGAGAGAGUCUCAUUUGUGUUGAGAUGUAGUUAGUGUGAGAGAGAGUGUGAGAGAGAGAGAGAGAGAAAGGUAGAGAGAGUCUUAUUUGUGUUGAGAUGUAGUUAGUGUGUGUGAGAGAGAGAGAGAGAGUGUGAGAGAGAGAGAGAGAGAGAGAGAGAGAAAGGUAGAGAGAGUCUUAUUUGUGUUGAGAUGUAGUUAGUGUGUGUGAGAGAGAGAGAGAGAGAGAGUGUGAGAGAGAGAGAGAGAGUGUGAGAGAGAGAGAGAGAGAGAGAAAGGUAGAGAGAGUCUUAUUUGUGUUGAGAUGUAGUUAGUGUGUGUGAGAGAGAGAGAGAGAGAGAGAGUGUGAGAGAGAGAGAGAGAGUGUGAGAGAGAGUGAGAGAGAGAGAGAGAGAAAGGUAGAGAGAGUCUUAUUUGUGUUGAGAUGUAGUUAGUGUGUGUGAGAGAGAGAGAGAGAGAGUGUGAGAGAGAGAGAGAGAGAGAGAGAGUGUGAGAGAGAGUGAGAGAGAGAGAGAGAGAAAGGUAGAGAGAGUCUUAUUUGUGUUGAGAUGUAGUUAGUGUGUGUGUGUGAGAGAGAGAGAGAGAGAGAGAGAGAGAGAAAGAAAGAAAGGUAGAGAGAGUCUUAUUUGUGCUGAGAUGUAGAGAGUGUGAGGUCCAGACCAUCUGUGUUACAUCAAACCAUUCGGUGAUCCCUUUGCUCUGUGGAUGGGGCGGAGUCACCCUGCACGAGACCACGCCCACCAGAAUAGAAAGGUUUCAUCAUGCAGGAGUGACGUGCAGAGACGCUUCCACAAAGUCGUGCUCUUAAUAAACUCCCUCACGCCAUGACUGUAUAUCAUAUUUACUAAACAUAAUCUUCUGCUCCUGUAGUUCACUGACCUUAGAGUAAUGAUUCAUUUAUUAGAAAACUUCUCACACUCUACACACACUCUAUGCACACACUACACACACACUACACACACUACACACACCCUGCAUACUAUACACACACACUUUACACACACCCUGCAUACUAUACACACACACUUUACACACACUCUAUACACACACUACACACACUCUGCAUACUAUACACACACACUCUGUACACACACUACACACACUCUGCAUACUAUACACACACACUCUAUACACACACUACACACACUCUGCAUACUAUACACACACUCUGUACACACACUACACACACUCUGCAUACUAUACACACACACUCUACACACACUACACACACUCUGCAUACUAUACACACACACUACACACACUCUGCAUACUAUACACACACACUCUAUACACACACUACACACCACACACUCUGCAUACUAUACACACACUACACACACUCUGCAUGCUAUACACACACACUCUAUACACACACUACACACACUCUGCAUACUGUACACACUCUACACACACCUUGCAUACACACUCUACAUACUCUGCAUACUCUACACACACACACUACACACACUCUACAUACUCUACACACACUCUACACACACACACUACACACACUCUACAUACUCUACACACACUCUACACACUCUCUGCACAUGCUGCACACACUCUACACACUACUGCCACGCUUUCUAUGCAAGAUUUUAUUUAGUUGAGCUUCCCGGAGUACGUCACAUGCUGAGUGUUUUAUUUAAACACCACAGCACUGUGCGCACACACACACACACACACACACACACACACACACACACACACACCCCGCUUAUUCAUUAAUGUAACUACUGUAAAAAUCCAUAACAAUUAUGACGUGUUAAUAAAUAAGUUGUAAUUGUUUACAUGUCGCCUUGGUAACAGAGGAAUAAAACACUUGGUUAUAGGAGAAUAAUCAGCAUCAUCAUGCUAACAGUAACUUCACCACACCACACUGAUUAUUUUCCUCUAACAGCACUGCACACACACUGUGUUUUAUUCUGUACUUAUACAGUCUGUGUCUAUGACAGGGCUUUUCAUCUCUGCUCUCUCUCUAAAACGCUCCUGAAAGAGAUGGGAGUCUGAAUCUGACGUGACCUCCACGUGGUUCAGACUCACACCAGCUGUGGUGUGUUUCAGCGCAGUGAGGAGCGCUCGUGAUUAUUCUGAUCACUGAAACUCAGGAGUACAGCAGCGUCUCUGUGCAGAAGAAUCCUCACUGUAAUCCUCAAAUACUUCUGUCACUACACCUCUAUCCUCCACACACACACACACACACACACACUCACACACA